GCGGAGCGGCGGCGGCACCUGGCCAUGGCUGACCCCAGCCACAUCCAGUCGGCCGCCUCCAAGAGCAUCCGCCCCUUCCGCUCCAGCGAGGAGUACCUGGAGGCCAUGAAGGAGGACCUGGCCGAGUGGUUCAACACCCUCUACGACCUGGACAUCCAGGUGGACACCUUCCUGGAGAGCCUGGAGACCGGCUGUCACCUCUGCCGCCACGCCAACAAUGUCAACCGCACCGCCCUGGACUUCCAGGAGCGGCACCCCGAGGCGGCCGCCCGCAUGCGAGUGCCCCAGAACGAGGUGGUGUUCCAGGCCAAGAACGUGGUGCCCGGCUCCUUCAUCGCCAGGGACAACGUCUCCAACUUCAUCCAGUGGUGCCGGCAGGACCUGGGCAUCCAGGACGUGCUCAUGUUCGAGACCAACGACUUGGUGCUGAAGAAGAACGAGAAGAACUUUGUCCUCUGCCUGCUGGAGGUGGCCAGGAGGGGCUCCAAGUUCGGCAUGCUGGCCCCCAUGCUGAUCCAAAUGGAGGAGGAGAUCGAGGAGGAGAUGAGGGACCAAAUGGCCGAGGGCGCGCUGGGCGCGCGCCGGGAGAGCCGGGAGCCCCGGGCGGGCGCCUUCCCCAGCCGGGCCCGGCCCAUGGCCCUGUGCGACCUCAGGAACCUGGACGAGCUGGUGCGGGAGAUCCUGGGCUGCUGCUCCUGCCCCUCGCAAUUCCCCAUGGUCAAGGUCUCGGAGGGGAAGUACAAAGUGGGCGACUCCAACACGCUCAUCUUCGUCCGAGUGCUGCGGAGCCACGUCAUGGUGCGCGUGGGCGGCGGCUGGGACACCCUGGAGCAUUACCUGGACAAGCACGACCCGUGUCGCUGUGCUGCCCUCUCUCACCGCCUGCCCCAGCCCCGCACCCCGGGCAUGUCCCCCCAAAAAGCGGCUCCCGGCCCCUCCUCCUCGUCCCGCGCCUCCAGCCCCAGCGUCCCCCGGCGCCCCCGGCCCGCCGGGCCCCCCCAGCCCCGGGGGGACCCCCCGAAGCCCCCGCGGCAGGAGGGUUUGCCCCCCCGAGGGGGAGCCGCCCCCUGCUCCGGCAGCCCCUCCCGGAGCCCCGCCGAGCCGCGGGCAGCGGGGACGCUCAGGCCGCGCGCCCCCGCGCGCUCCCGGCGCUGCUCGGGUGACAGCGACUCCUCGGCCGCCUCGGCGCAGAGCGGCCCCCGCCGCCCCCCGGCCCGCCGGGACCCCCCGGACCCCCCCGCCCCGGGCUCCCCCCGCGCCUCCCGCAGCCCCGGGCGCGGCUCGGCGCCGCUGCUGCUCAUCCGCCGCCGGCCCGACGGGCAGCACUCGUGGGCACGGGCGGAGCCGGCCGCGGCCGGGAGCCCCGGGGGGCGGCGCGACCCCCGGCCCGGCGCCGGGGACCCCGAGGAGCUGGCGCGGAGGCUGCGGGCCCCGCGCUGGCUGGAGCCCGGGCAGGAGCAGCGGCUGUUCCAGCGGCUGGAGGAGGAAUUCCUGGCCAACACGCGGCUGCUGGAGCAGCUGGGGGACACGGAGAGCGCCCCCCCCGCGCCCCCCGCCGCCGCCGCUGACUCGGCCUAUUGCUCCUCCUCAUCCUCGUCUUCCUCCCUGAACGUCUUCGCCAAGCACGGGCUGCCCGCGGAGGAGGGGCGGCGGGGCGGGAGCAGCGACGGGAACAACAACGGGAACAACAACGGGAACCACGGCGGGUGCCCCCCGCUGCCGUCCAACCCCUCCCUGGCGGAUGCGAGGCGCCGCUCCACCUUCUCCAGCUCCUCCGACGAGAGCUGCUGCUUCCCGGCCUCCUGGGACAACAACCGGGACACCCCGGGGAACGCCGGCUCCGACACCGACUGGGCCGCCGGGGAGGACGAGCUGAUGGAGAUGGAGGAGAGCCCCGGGCCGGGGGUCCCCGCGCCCCCGCCGCGGCCCUGGGCCAAGCCCCGGCUGGACACGCAGCCCCACAGGGCGCCCUCCCGCAUCCCCACGCCCCGGGGCUACGGGGAACGGCCCCAGCGGGCCCCCAACGGCAGCGCCAGGGCCUGGGGGGCUCCGCAGAGCGUCCCCUCCUCCCUCCUGGAGCCCCCCUGGGCCCCUCGGGAGCGCGAGGGGCUGGAGGAGAACGCGUGGCCAUGAGGGGUCCCUGAGGGGUCGGUGGCAGCGCCUGGCAGCCCCUGGGGACAUCCCCGGGCUGCUGGGGAGGGUGGAGGUGGCACCCGGGCAGGCGAUGGCCGCAGAGCUGCGGUGGCCAGGACUUCUGCAUUUGGUGACUGUUGGCAUUGGGGGGGCCCUGCAAGGAGCCCCCAGCCCCUGAGGGUGCCAGGGGUGUCCCCAUGCCCUGGGGAGCAGCUCCAGGGCGGGCAGGCGUGUGGUCAGGGCAGGGGUGGCCAGAGCAGAGCUGGGAAUGGGGCUGGAGAGCACCCAGUUCCCUUCCUGGUCUCUAUCUCCUCACUCUUCUCCACUUGUUUUCCUUAUCUUGACCUUCUCUUCUUGUCUUCUCCUCCUCUUCUUGCUAUUCUUAUCCUCCUCCUCCUCUCAUCUUCUCUCUCCUCUCUUCUUUUGGGCUGCCUCCUCCUCUUCUCCUCUUGGCCUUCACAUCCUUUUCCCUCAUCAUCUUCUCCUCUUGACCUUCCCCUCUUCUCUUCUUGGCCUCAUCAUCACCUCCUGGGCCACUUUCUCCUCUCUCCUCUCCAGCCUCUCCUCUCCACCCCUGAGAUGACUUGGGGACAAUGCAGUUUGUCAGCCCAAGCCCCGUUUCAGGGCAGGAGGGGUCACUGUUCCCUCUCCAGCCCCCAGCUGGCCACAGCACUGCCCCCAGCUCGUGUUGAUGUCCCCAGGGUGGGACAGGGCUGUGUCCCCAGCCCAGGCCACCGAGGCCCCCACCCCUGCAUGUCCUCUCCAGCCAGUAAAGACCAACGGAGCUGA
Messenger RNA from Agelaius phoeniceus (red-winged blackbird), 2922 nucleotides. RefSeq names its product growth arrest specific 2 like 1 (gene GAS2L1). Lineage: Eukaryota; Metazoa; Chordata; Aves; Passeriformes; Icteridae. Gene Ontology annotation, biological process: protein localization to microtubule plus-end; regulation of microtubule polymerization or depolymerization; actin crosslink formation. Gene Ontology annotation, molecular function: microtubule binding; cytoskeletal adaptor activity; actin filament binding. Gene Ontology annotation, cellular component: stress fiber; actin filament; cytoplasm. The record is from RefSeq and is a predicted model, not a curated record.